AUGGUCAUUAGUGACCAAUGGUCUUCUUAUAAGGAAGAUGAUGUUGCAAAGGCUAAAUUUGUAAAAGAUACUUUGUUGGAUGAUAAAUGGUGGGAUAAGGUUGAUUAUAUUCUUUCUUUCACUAGCCCUAUUUAUGAUGUUCUUAGAAGAACUGAUACAGAAGCUUCAUCUCUCCAUCUAGUAUAUGAAAUGUGGGAUUCAAUGAUUGAAAAGGUAAAGAAUGCCAUAUAUCAAUAUGAGAGAAAAUAUUAUAGUCAUGAAUGGCUAAGUGAAGAUUCUAAUCGAGUUCCUCCACAUCAAGACUUGGAACUCACUCGUGAAAGAUUAAAAUGCUUCAAGAGGUUCUUUCUUGAUAUGGAUGUAAGGAGGAAAGUGAAUAUUGAGUUUGCCAACUUCUCGGAUGGAAGAGAAGGUUUUGAUGAUCUUGAUUCUUUAAAUGAUAGAGGUCAAAUGGAUCCAAAAGCUUGGUGGCUAGUUCAUGGCAUUAAUGCUCCAAUACUUCAAAAGGUUGCCCUUAAGCUACUUGCGCAACCUUGUUCAUCUUCAUGUUGUGAAAGGAAUUGGAGUACAUAUUCAUUCAUCCAUUCUUUAAAGAGAAACAAGAUGGCACCACAUAGAGCUGAAGAUUUAGUAUUUGUUCAUAGCAACUUACGACUUCUCUCAAGGAAUACUCCACAAUAUCAUCAAGAGGAAACUAAAAUGUGGGAUGUAGCCAGAGAUGAUUUUGGAUCACUUAAUGAUUGUGGUAUUCUUGAAAUUGCUAGUUUGUCUUUAGAUGAACCAGAGUUAGAAAGUGUCUUUUUCAAUGAUGAUUGCUAG
Molecule: messenger RNA, 819 nt
Organism: Glycine soja
Lineage: Eukaryota; Viridiplantae; Streptophyta; Magnoliopsida; Fabales; Fabaceae
Exons: 2
Coding region: 1-819 (272 amino acids)
Molecular function (GO): protein dimerization activity
Source: RefSeq, a predicted model, not a curated record